Messenger RNA from Neomonachus schauinslandi (Hawaiian monk seal), 1357 nucleotides. RefSeq names its product prostaglandin F receptor (gene PTGFR). The coding region runs from base 19 to 1119 and encodes 366 amino acids. Gene Ontology annotation, biological process: positive regulation of cytosolic calcium ion concentration; inflammatory response; adenylate cyclase-activating G protein-coupled receptor signaling pathway. NCBI's taxonomy places the organism in Eukaryota, Metazoa, Chordata, Mammalia, Carnivora, Phocidae. Gene Ontology annotation, cellular component: plasma membrane. The record is from RefSeq and is a predicted model, not a curated record. Gene Ontology annotation, molecular function: prostaglandin F receptor activity. The transcript is spliced from 2 exons.
UUUUUUAUCUCCACAACAAUGUCUAUGAACAAUUCCAAACAGCCAGUGUCUCCUGCAGCUGGGCUCCUUUCAAAUACAACUUGCCAGACGGAAAACCGGUUUUCGGUAUUUUUUUCAAUCAUCUUCAUGACAGUGGGGAUCUUAUCAAACAGCCUUGCCAUUGCUAUUCUCAUGAAGGCCUAUCAGAGAUUUAGACAGAAGUCCAAGGCAUCGUUUCUGCUUUUGGCCAGUGCCCUGGUCAUCACAGACUUCUUUGGCCACCUCAUCAAUGGAGCUAUAGCAGUCUUUGUAUACGCUUCUGAUAAAGACUGGAUCCGCUUUGACCAGUCGAACAUCCUUUGCAGUAUUUUUGGUAUCUGCAUGGUAUUCUCUGGUCUGUGCCCACUUUUUCUAGGCAGUGUGAUGGCCAUUGAGCGAUGUAUUGGAGUCACCAAGCCAAUAUUUCAUUCUACGAAAAUUACAUCCAAACAUGUGAAAAUGAUGUUGAGUGGAGUGUGCUUGUUUGCUGUUUUCAUAGCUUUGUUACCCAUCCUUGGGCAUCGAAACUAUAAAAUUCAAGCAUCGAGGACCUGGUGUUUCUACAAAACAGAGCACAUCAAAGACUGGGAAGAUAGGUUUUAUCUUCUUCUCUUUUCUUUUCUGGGGCUCUUAGCCCUUGGCAUUUCGUUCUUGUGCAAUGCCAUCACAGGAAUUACACUUUUAAGAGUUAAAUUUAAAAGUCAGCAGCACAGACAAGGCAGGUCUCAUCAUUUUGAAAUGGUCAUCCAGCUCCUGGCUAUAAUGUGUGUCUCCUGCAUUUGCUGGAGUCCAUUUCUGGUGACAAUGGCCAACAUUGGAAUAAAUGGAGAUCAUUCUCUGGAGACCUGUGAAACAACACUUUUCACUCUCCGAAUGGCAACAUGGAAUCAAAUCUUAGAUCCCUGGGUGUACAUUCUGCUGCGGAAGGCGGUCCUUAAGAACCUCUACAAACUGGCCAGACGCUGCUGUGGAGUGCAUGUCAUCAGCUUGCAUGUGUGGGAGCUUAGCUCCAUUAAAAAUUCCUUAAAGGUUGCUGCUAUUUCUGAGUCCCCAGUUGCAGAGAAAAUAAAUCAGCAAACGCCUGGUUUAAUAGGACAGUAAGGCAGUGUAGAUCUAGGGCAACUUUCAGGCAAGUUUUGUCAAUAUUUCAGUCAAUUGGAUAGAGAUAGAAAGCCUAACUGGAAAAUUCAGACCUCAGCAGUUAGUUUGGGGGUACUUUUGUCAGAUUCGGCUGUUGAAAUUUGUUAAAUUCACUGUACAAUUGCAUCUUUUCACUUGUUUUUGUCAACUGGAGGUAAACAUGAUGCGAUGAUGCCAUGGGAGUCAAAAUGAAAAAAAA